Molecule: messenger RNA, 2546 nt
Organism: Xiphophorus couchianus (Monterrey platyfish)
Lineage: Eukaryota; Metazoa; Chordata; Actinopteri; Cyprinodontiformes; Poeciliidae
Gene: tbxas1
Product: thromboxane A synthase 1 (platelet)
Exons: 14
Coding region: 115-1776 (553 amino acids)
Molecular function (GO): heme binding; oxidoreductase activity, acting on paired donors, with incorporation or reduction of molecular oxygen; steroid hydroxylase activity
Source: RefSeq, a predicted model, not a curated record
CACUGUUGUGUAACGAGGUUAUGGUUAAAAAGAAGAGCGCUGCAGUUUCUUAAUGUUUACACUGAGAGCAGAGGACAGAAAUCGGUUGCAGGUAGAGAACAAAGUUUUUCCACCAUGGAGGCUGCUGGUGACCUCCUGAAUGUCAUCAACAUGGAGGCCAGCAGAAUAUCAGUGACAGUCGGACUGUUCCUCAUUUUCCUGUGUCUCCUUUACUGGUAUUCAGUCUACCCGUUCUCAGUUCUCGCUCGGUGUGGAAUCAAACAUCCCAAGCCAGUGCCUUUUUUUGGCAACAUAUUCCAUUUCCGUGAGGGUUUUUUCAGACCUCUCACUGAACUUAUAAAAGCACAUGGCAGAGUGUGUGGGUAUUAUUUGGGCCGCCGACCCGUGGUGGUGGUGGCCGACCCCGACAUGCUCAGAUCAGUGAUGGUCAGGGAUUUCACCAGCUUCCCUAACAGAAUGAAAUUUUCAUUUGCCACCAAGCCCACAACGGACUCCCUGCUCAUGCUGAGGAACGAACGGUGGAAAAGGGUCCGGAGUAUUUUGACCCCGUCCUUCAGUGCUGCCAAGAUGAAAGAAAUGGUUCCGCUCAUCAACACGGCUGCUAAUGCUCUGAUGAAGAACCUGAAGGUUCAUGCUGACUCAGGGAAUUCCUUUGACAUCCACAAUUGUUUUGGCUGUUUUACCAUGGAUGUCAUCGCCAGCGUGGCGUUUGGCACUCAGAUCGACUCUCAGAACAACCCAGACGAUCCGUUUGUCCGCCACGCUCAGCUGUUCUUCUCCUUCUCUUUCUUCAGGCCUCUCAUGUUGUUUUUCAUUGCUUUUCCCAAAAUCAUGGCUCCCAUUGCGAGAUUCAUCCCAAACAAAAGGCGAGACCAGAUGAACGGCUUCUUCAUCAGCAUCAUUCAGAAGAUCAUACAGCAGAGAGAAGAGCAGCCUCCCAGUCAGCGGCGUCGGGAUUUCCUCCAGCUGAUGCUGGACGCUCGAACCAGCAAAGAGAGCCUCCCUUUGGAGCACUUCGACACAGGGAACCCCUCGGAGGAGCUGGCAUCCUGCUCGGAUCAGGAAAACGGAUCGGCUCACCAGGAGGAGUCGUCGGCCAGGCGUCCGCUGAGGAAGAUGAUGACGGAGGACGAGGUGGUUGGCCAGGCCUUCGUCUUCCUCCUGGCGGGAUACGAGACCAGCAGCAACACGCUGGGCUUCACCUGCUACCUGCUGGCCAUCAACCCCGACUGCCAGCGCAGAGUUCAGGACGAGGUCGAUGAAUUCUUCACCAGACAUGAUUCACCGGAUUACUCAAACGUCCAGGAACUGAAGUACCUGGACAUGGUCGUGUGUGAAGCUCUGCGGCUCUACCCGCCUGGCUUCAGGUUUGCUCGAGAAAUUGACCAUGACUGUGUGGUGAACGGCCAGAUUCUCCCCAAAGGAGCGACUCUGGAGAUCCCAGCAGGAUUCCUGCACUACGACCCGGAUCACUGGACCGAGCCGGACCGGUUCAUCCCCGAAAGGUUUACACCGGAAGCGAAGGCGAGUCGUCACCCCUUCGUCUACCUGCCGUUCGGCGCCGGGCCGCGGAACUGUGUGGGGAUGAGGCUGGCCCAGCUGGAGAUCCGGAUGGCUUUGGUCCAUUUGUUCCACAGGUUCAACAUCGAGGCCUGCUCCGCGACCAAGGUUCCUCUUGACCUGAAAUCCUUCAGCACUCUGGGACCCAAAGAUGGCAUUUAUGUGAAAAUAACUCACAGAGGAGAAGCACAGAAAGAUUCUCCAUCAGAUGAUUAGAAGCUCAGCUGUCAUCCUUCUGCACAAUAGAAAUGUGACAAAUAAUAACAGCCUGGCAUUUUACCUGUUAAAUUUACAAUAGUGUCAGUAGUUUAUAAAACUUUAAAUUCAAUGGUUACUGAAAGUUGAAAAUGUUGCAAUGUUGUUUAUGUAAAAUGAACUUGGGUCCAACAACUCGUCACAUCUAAUCAACGUUCUGAUGGAUCCACAGUUGAUAGAUUCUGCUUUAGAAUUAAUUCUAGCCCUGCCAUAAUUAUUUUAAAUUUAAAAUGUGCUAGCUCUCUCAAACAUGGCGGACCAUAAUAUGAGUUACUGAUGACAUACACAUUUUUCUUGAUGUAAGAGAUAUUUCGGAUCUACCUGUGUUCUUUACAUACAUUUUGUAAAAUGUUGGAAUUGAAACAUUUGGUGACCUCUCUGUGAAGUUUAUUAUCUUAAAAGGAAAACAUUUGCACAAUAGGAGGGAUUUACUUUUGAUUCAUUAAAAUGUUCUUGGUCAACAAGAUGCACUGGAAAGAAAUUACUCCUUGCAGUACUUGGAUCAGUUUAAAAGAUGAUUUACCUGAUGUUGUUUUGUUAUUUCUGUCAUAUCUGUACUUGUCCUCUAAUUUAUUUUUUACUCUUAUUAAAGCAAGAGAUUAAUUCAGAGUUUACUGAAAAUGCUCAUGAGCAUGUUUUUUGCAUUUUCUGCAAAAAUUGUUUCUAUUUGUGAACUUAUUUUAGACUUUACCACCAGAUGGCGCCAGAUUAUUACAGAACCGCAGCAGCUG